Molecule: messenger RNA, 774 nt
Organism: Amoebophrya sp. A25
Lineage: Eukaryota; Dinophyceae; Syndiniales; Amoebophryaceae
Source: the annotation of a GenBank genome assembly
CAGAACGCAAAGAACAAGAGGAAGAGAAGAAAACGAAGAAGGGCAGAGGGCUCCGAGAGACGGCGUACGCUCUCGCUCCGACCCCUCCAGAGCGAUGGCUAUCGUUUCUCACGAAUGUCUGAGGUAAUGCAGAAAAAUACGUCCAUUGACAAAAGAAUCACAGAAGCAAUUGAAGAUGACGCAGAAGAAGACGAAGCAGAUGACGUUGUGGCAAUUCCAAGUGGUAGCCCAUCCGAGUCGAGCGGACACUUGCACUCUUUUAAGGACCUGCAGUCGUAGUAUCUAUAGUUUGCAAAGACUACGUAGUGGUAGUUUUAGAUUCAUGCGAGACGUCAUCGCACAAUUUGGUACUAUCAGAAAAUAUAAGGCUGCCUGCAGAGCUUGAAAGUGACAGCGCCUGAUGGAAAUGGCAGGUCGCACAUAGUGAGUUCCACCCACUUAAGUUCCACCAAGACGAGACUGAAGACAGUUUUCCUACGUAAGCCGCGUAAUGCUAAUGGUGAGGCUGUUGGAAUGGUCAUCUCUAAAUUUUCACACCAUCAGUCGACACACUCGCCCUCCUCAAGAAACGAUGAAAACCUUCGCAUUACAAGCGGGAAGAUCAAGAGUGCAAGAUUCACGAAGGAGGCAAUGAAGUUCGGCCACGACAGGAUGACCACGGCUAGGAGAGGGGAGCGACGCAGCCGUGCUUCGCGGCGCUUCUCAACAGCAGGACGGAUGACGCGCGGUGGCUACACUGGACGCCUGGCGUCGCAGCGAUAUUCGCAGCAGCGG